Phoenix dactylifera (date palm) is the source of this 1243-nucleotide messenger RNA. RefSeq names its product inositol polyphosphate multikinase IPK2. Gene Ontology annotation, biological process: inositol phosphate biosynthetic process. Gene Ontology annotation, molecular function: inositol tetrakisphosphate kinase activity; inositol-1,4,5-trisphosphate 3-kinase activity. Gene Ontology annotation, cellular component: nucleus; cytoplasm. The record is from RefSeq and is a predicted model, not a curated record. Lineage: Eukaryota; Viridiplantae; Streptophyta; Magnoliopsida; Arecales; Arecaceae.
AUUUGGAAUGUUUGAUCGAGACAAUUACCUGUUAUCUACUGCCAAAAAAAAAUACGAUGAGCUCACCUCUUCGCGCUGGUUGAUGACGAAUACAGAGGAGCUUAUACGGUUCUCGUUACAAGGUAUCUCGCACGCCCCCCGGAAGAGACACCAUCUCCUCCGCCGCGCAGUCACGCACUGUCGCUCGCCGGCGCCAUCGACGCCCAACGCCGAUGCUGAGGCCCCCGGACCAUCAGGUGGCCGGCCACCAGGCCGUGGAGGGCCAGCUGGGCCCCCUCGUCGACGGCGCGGGGCUCCUCUACAAGACCCUCCAGGGCGACGACCGCGGGGCCCAGGAGGCGGCCUUCUACUCGUCCUUCUCCUCCGAUCCCCGCGUCCCUCCCCACGUCCGCGCCUUCUUCCCGGGCUUCCACGGCACCCAGCUCCUCCCCGCCUCCGACGGCUCCGGCCCGCACCCGCACCUCGUCCUCGACGACCUCGCCGCCGGCCUCCGCCGCCCGUCCCUCAUCGACAUCAAGAUCGGCGCGUGCACCUGGUACCCCUCCGCCCCCGACGACUACAUCCGCAAAUGCCUCAAGAAGGACCGCGACACCACCAGCCUCGCCCUCGGCUUCCGCAUCUCCGGCGCGCGGAUCCACCAGGGCGGCGACGCCGGCUUCUGGCGGCCCGAUCGCGAGGCCGUCCGGCGGUUCACGGCCGAGGACGUCCGGCGAGCGCUCCGGCAGUUCGUGUCCUCGAAUCCGGCGUCGGAUCCGGGCCCGCCGGACUGCGCCUUCGCCUCCGCUGUGUACGGCCGGUCGGAUGGGGUUCUGGCGCAGCUGCUGGAGCUCAAGGCGUGGUUCGAGGACCAGACGCUGUUCCACUUCUACUCGGUGUCGGUGCUGGUGAUGUACGCGAGGGAGGAGGUCGAGGCCAGGAGGGCCGGCGGCGGGGUUAGGGUUAAGCUCGUGGAUUUCGCUCAUGUGAUGGAAGGGAAUGGGGUUAUCGACCACAAUUUCUUGGGGGGGCUCUGCUCGCUGAUCAAGUUCAUCUCGGAGAUCCUCACCGACCCGGAUGAGUGCUUGGCCGAACCCAGCAAGGCGCACUUGAGCUUCGAGAAUGGGAGCUAAGGGAACGGCAACAGCAUAGUGGUUUUUUUUUUUUGGUAGCCCACUUAGAAUCUUCGAUUUGAUUUCGCUUUCUGAUACUGGAGGCAUGGCUGACUUUGCAGCUUUUAAUUUGAAGACUCUUCUAGUUUUAUCAA